AUGAAUCUCUUUGACAUUAUUUCUACAUCUUCACGGGUCGCACCAGAUGUUAGGGCGACACUAGACUUUGCUCCAUCAGGAAUGCCAUAUCAUCCUUCGCGGCCCAGCAGCAUCCAUGGAUAUCACCAAACACUACGCGAGACAGCCAACGAUAACAGCAUCCCCUCAGGGGACAUUCUUCCUCACCAACCGUCUCAGGGCAGCUCGUCGGAAACCCUGUCCACACUAGAAUUGAACUUGCCGAAGCUCUCACCAUCCUUUGAUGAUUGA
Messenger RNA from Penicillium lagena, 270 nucleotides. RefSeq lists its product as uncharacterized. NCBI's taxonomy places the organism in Eukaryota, Fungi, Ascomycota, Eurotiomycetes, Eurotiales, Aspergillaceae. The record is from RefSeq and is a predicted model, not a curated record. The transcript is spliced from 2 exons. The coding region runs from base 1 to 270 and encodes 89 amino acids.